CUUAGAACUUUCAGAGUUAGGAGCUUGGAACUAACAACUUUUUGGAGGAAACAUACUUUCCAGAGCUUUAGUCUGCGGGUUGACCUUCUUACCCAAGUGCAAAAAACAAGGUGAUCUCAUGAGACCUUCUGCUGAAUAUCACAUCCAACACGUAAUCAACAUCCCAGAAAUUAUAGAGCCUGCAACUUGGCCUCAAUGUUGUAUCUACAAUGUUACUACUAUUCUUUUGAAUGGGAAAGAAGAGGCAUAUACACCUCUGCUCAUAUCAAUUGGACCUAUCCACCAUAACAACAAAAAACUUGAGGAAAUGCAAGAGCAUAAACAAAGAUAUUUUCAUUUUUUUUGGAAUCGCAUAGAAGAAAAAAAUGAUUUAAUUAACUACAAAGCUUUCCUAGAACAAGAAGAGAAAAAUAUUCGCCAUUGUUACCAAAAGAAGUUUCCUGAUAUCAGCCAUGAACAAUUUGUUGACAUGAUAUUGUUGGAUGUUGUGUUCAUCAUGGAGCUGUUUUUAAGAGAAGCUAAAAAAUGGGAACACAAAGAUGAUUAUAUAGUAACUCAACUUUGUUUAAGUAAAAAUAUUCAGCAUGACUUGUUGCUUCUUGAGAAUCAGAUUCCAAUUUAUGUGUUGGAAAAACUAUAUGACACAGUUGUUCCAAGCAGUGACAAAAAGCACAAAUGGUUUCUAAAUCUUGCACAUGAAUAUUUUGUAUCUUGUUAUCCUCAUCAACAUGAAUCAUCUUCAGAAAGUAUGUUUGGGUCAAAGAAGUGGGAGAAAUCACUUCAUUUCAUUGAUUUAAUUAGAUGUGCUUAUCUCCCCAUGAAAAUUAGCACUAAGAACUCUGAUUCUCAUAAAGAGUGUUUGAUGUUAAGGAGUGCAACAAAGUUGAAUGAAGCUGGUAUAAGCUUUGAGAAGGUUCAUAACAGAUCCUUACUUGACAUUAAGUUUGAGAAAAACCCUUUGUUGAGUUGGUUUUUAUGUUUAGGUUGUUUACCAUGUUGCAAGUGUGUUAAAGCUAGAUUUCAGUUCCCACAGUUAAAAGUAGACCAUACAACUGAAUGUGUUCUUAGAAACCUAAUCGCUUACGAGCAAUGUCACUACCCUGACGAGCCUUACAUUUGCAAUUAUGUUUCUUUGAUUGAUUCUCUUAUUCAAACCAAAGAUGAUGUAGAGUGGCUUGUUGAGAAAGAAAUUGUGGUGCACGAACUGGGAAGCGACGAGGAAUUGACGACACUUGUUAACAGCCUAUGCAAACAUGUUGUGACAAAUUCAUCAUGUUAUUACCAACUUAUAGAAGAUCUUAACGAACACUACAACAAUGAAUGGAAAAAGGCUAUGGGUACAUUAAGAUGGGUUUAUUUCCGUGAUCCUUGGAGAAGCAGUUCUACCGUAGUUGGAAUAACUAUUCUAAUAUUCACUAUCUUCAACUUUCGUCGAGUUGUUGAUCUAAUGUUUUAGUCCUCUUAUAAUUAUAUGUA
Molecule: messenger RNA, 1476 nt
Organism: Medicago truncatula (barrel medic)
Lineage: Eukaryota; Viridiplantae; Streptophyta; Magnoliopsida; Fabales; Fabaceae
Product: putative UPF0481 protein At3g02645
Exons: 2
Coding region: 119-1456 (445 amino acids)
Source: RefSeq, a predicted model, not a curated record